AUACAAUCUCAAACUAUUAAAAACACAUAGAAAUACUUUCUCCACGGUCGAAUAUGUGACCUUGUUAUGACAGAUCAAAGAACGGAGUUCUCGGACGACACUUUGAGGGAUGAUAAGGAUUACGGAGGCAACGAACACGGGUCUGGAAGAGAACGUAGGAAGGCGAGAGGAAGACGUACCCGAGCGAUGUGAAUUGGGGACUAAUUGGCAAGGAGGGAGAUCCACUCCAUUGAGAAAACCCACCAAGAGAGGGUGCAUAGGGAAUCGCAGCCCUCUCUUCAACGAAACAAGAUGGACCGUGAAGAACCCCAUGGGAGUGUCUAGGGCGGUCACAGUAUUGCUGGGCCAAUGAACUUCAAUGGUGGGACCGACCAUAUCAGUAGCGUCGGUGAAUCCUUGGUCCAAAAUUUGGCAAUGGCAUAAAGCCAUAAUGUUCUC
Cuscuta campestris is the source of this 438-nucleotide messenger RNA. The record is from the annotation of a GenBank genome assembly. NCBI's taxonomy places the organism in Eukaryota, Viridiplantae, Streptophyta, Magnoliopsida, Solanales, Convolvulaceae.